AAGGAAGAUCAACCUUCCAACUUAACAGCAUGGAACGACCGUCCUUCUCUAUAGUGGCUGAAACCGAGCAUACGUCAAAGUAUGGCAUGUAUCAUGGUCGACAUGGUCAUUUACCGCUAGUUACGAUGAGCCACUUGCGGACUUGUCUUUCUCUGGCUCAUCUACAAGCAAUUAUGUCUUUCGUGCUGCCAAUGGCCUGAGCCCGAAUUGAUCUCUCAAAAAUUCGCUCAUGGGCAGCUAUGAGAAGACAAAGUUUAUUAACUCAUAUCUAGAGCUUGCAACUGGCUGGAUAUCACGCGUCGAGAGGUUAGUCUUGUGAUUGGAGGAUUCAUCUCCAUGCCCCCGCACUAGAUCAGAAACAAUUACUCUCAUGAUACAUAUACGCUUUAGCGCAGAGCUCGGCUCGAAACUCAUCCGACCUAGACUUUGUAUAAAGGAUGCGGACCAUGAAGUGAUGGUUCAUCCCCGCUCGGUGCCCCCUCAUAUAACAGUUAUGUCGUUGUUACUUACCGUCAGUGUGCUAGCAAUUCUAUCUCUUUGGAUGGUCAAACGCCUGUGGAGAAUUGGCUCGAGAGAGCAAGCCCUUCCUCCCGGUCCACCCACCCUCCCUUUGAUUGGGAAUCUGCAUGUCUUCCCUCAAACCCGUGCACACCUUAGACUCACAGAGUGGGCUCGGACCUACGGCGAAAUCUAUUCACUCAAAAUCGGUUCGGGGACCGCGAUCGUAGUGUCCAGUGCAAAGAUGGCUCGCGAAUGUUUCGAGCUGCACGGAGCAACAACUUCUGACCGCCCUGCUAUACAUGUUAUAGAGCUAGUGUAUAAAGGACUGGAAAUGCCUUGGUCACGGUACGGCACCCACUGGAGGAACAUGAGGCGUGCAGCGCACGAUCUGUUGAAUAAAGAAGCAUGUUUGUCUCAUUUGCCUAUCCAGCGCGCCGAAGCGAGCCAACUUAUGCACGACAUCCUACAACAACCCCAGCAUCUGUACGCUCAUAUCCGGCGAUAUACAGCAUCAGUCGCCUUCUCUUUGAUAUUUGGGAUCCAUUGCUCCAUGUACGACAACCCUAUAGUCGAAGAAUUUUAUGAAGGCCAACGCACAUGGGAACAUAUCCUUAGACCUGGUGGCCACCCACCCGUCGACAUUUUCCCCCUUCUAAAGCACGUCCCUGAACGGUGGGCAUCGUGGAAAGGCUUAUGCAGAGAGGUACGAUCUCGGCAACACCAGCUGUACUUCCCUCUGUUGCAGAAUUGUAUCGACCGCAUCAAAUCGGACAGGCGCAAUCACUCGUUCAUGGAGUAUGUACUAGAACAUGAGGAUCAUUAUGAGUUCACGCGCGAAAUGACUGUUUACCUUGGUAUUUCUCUGAUAGAAGCUGGCGCCGAUACAACCGCCAUAUUCUUACAGUUCUUCUUGGUUUUCAUGCUCGCACAUCCAGAUGUCAAGUUCCGAGCUCAAAAGGAUAUUGAUGAUGUGAUAGGGGAUAAUCGGAGUCCAAACCUCGAAGAUAUCGAUGAUUUGCCGUACAUUAAGGCUAUCAUUAAUGAAGUUCACCGCUGUCGUCCUGUAGCACCUACAGCGAUCCCUCACGCAGCAACAAAAGAUGAGAGGAUUGGUGGAUUUUUCAUACCCAAGGGAUCUGCCAUCUUCAUGAACAUAUGGGGUAUGAGUAGAGAUCCGGAGCUUUUUGAUGAUCCCAAUAGAUUUUGGCCAGAAAGAUAUUUGAAAUCAGAGCAUGGGACCAAGCCAGGUGUCGACACUACAGGACUCAGGAGCGAUAUGCCCAUGUCGUUCGGUGGAGGACGACGCAUUUGCCCUGGCGUCCAUCUUGCGUACAACUCAAUUGCGAUGAACGUUAUGAACCUCUUAUGGGCGUUCAACAUCGAAUUACCCAAGGAUCCAGUGACGGGAAACUCGAUUCCUCCAGACGAAGAUGAUACCACGGAUGGCUUAUUCCUGACUCCGAAGCCAUUCAAAUGUGAUAUCACUCCACGAAGCACAGCCAAAGUUGAUAUUAUCAAGAAACAAUUCAAUGCAGCUGAACCUACAUUCGAGCUCUUUGACAAGUCCAGCUGAAGCGCAAUGCGACCGACUAGGGUCCCGAUGAAACUAUUCGCCUUCUCGUCCAUAGAUAUGAAGUCUGUUGUCCAAAGGAGUCCUUGGUGUCAUGUAUCGUUUAGGUAAGAUUGCCACGACACCAUCACUGUAAAGUAGAUCCUAUUUCGUGAGUCUGAGCUCGAUUGAUUUGAUUUGAAUGGCCUUGAGUAAUGAUUAAUCAAUGCCACUCGGUUCAAAGAUGAC
Messenger RNA from Somion occarium, 2299 nucleotides. The record is from the annotation of a GenBank genome assembly. Lineage: Eukaryota; Fungi; Basidiomycota; Agaricomycetes; Polyporales; Cerrenaceae.